This is a messenger RNA of Trypanosoma theileri, 432 nucleotides long. RefSeq lists its product as uncharacterized. The transcript has a single exon. The record is from RefSeq and is a predicted model, not a curated record. NCBI's taxonomy places the organism in Eukaryota, Euglenozoa, Kinetoplastea, Trypanosomatida, Trypanosomatidae. Bases 1 to 432 code for a protein of 143 amino acids.
AUGAGAAUCAAAUUACCAAAGAACUAUAAUAACACGGCAACGUUUUGUAAAACCGACGAGCAAGCCGCGGAAGAUGCUCAAAAGGAAAAAGAAAAUAGACGGCGUUCUCUUAAUGCUGCUAAUAUUUCUGGAAUAAAUACAAAGGAACUGCCACUGCUGUUGUUGCUCUCAAUGUGCGCUGAGCACUGUGGUGGGGUCCAUCUAAAGAGUGUUGGUAAUCACUUGUUUACUGUUAAAAAUAAUACAAUUGCUACUGUAUUCAGUACAUUGAGCACCGAGAAAAUUAAUUCCGAUGACACCCAUUGGGCUAGGGUGCAUCACUUUUUUGUGUGGAAAUACCUAAUCUCUUUUCAUUUUUAUACUUGUAAGCAGAGUAUUGCUGUGCACCUUGUGGUGUGUCUCACUCUGCAAUUGUGUGGUUCUGGUAAAUGA